This is a messenger RNA of Trichoderma gamsii, 1158 nucleotides long. RefSeq lists its product as hypothetical. Gene Ontology annotation, cellular component: cytoplasm. Lineage: Eukaryota; Fungi; Ascomycota; Sordariomycetes; Hypocreales; Hypocreaceae. Bases 1 to 1158 code for a protein of 385 amino acids. Gene Ontology annotation, molecular function: electron-transferring-flavoprotein dehydrogenase activity; flavin adenine dinucleotide binding. The record is from RefSeq and is a predicted model, not a curated record. The transcript has a single exon.
AUGAAGAACAUCGUUGUGCUCGGCGUUGGCGUUGCUGCCGCACCUCUCAUCCGCCAGACCAUGCGCAACGUCGUUCUCAAGGACAAGGAUUACAAGAUGAUUGUCGUUGCGCCCAACACUCACUUCCACUGGCCCAUUGCCAUGCCCCGAGUCAUUGUGCCGGGCCAGCUGGCCGACGACAAGGCCAUGAUCGACCUCCGGCCCUUUUUCAAGGAAUACCCCGAGAGCCAGUUUGAAUUCGUCCUCGGCACCGCCAGCGCCAUGGAUCCGGCCAGCAACACCGUCACCGUCUCGCCCAGCGAGGGCGGCAGCCGCACCAUCAACUACCACACCCUCGUCGUGGCCACCGGCAGCUCAUCCCCGGGCAUGCCCUGGACAGUCAUGGGCUCGACCGAGCAGACCAAGCAGCGCACACAUGAGCUGCGGCAGCAGAUUGAGAGCGCCAAGACCAUUGUCGUCGUCGGCGCUGGCGCAACCGGCACCGAGACUGCGGGCGAGCUGGGCUUUGAAUACUCCAAGGCGGGCAAGAAGGAGGUCUAUCUCGUUUACAACGACAAGCUGCCGCUCACGCCGCCCACCAUGGAUAGCGUCCGCAAGGCGGCCAAGAACGAGCUGGAGAAGCUCAAGGUCAAGCUGGUGCCCAACACCACCGUCUCUGCCGUCGAGCAGUCGGGCAACGACACCAUCUUGACCCUGACAAGCGCCGACGGCACCACCAAGACGCUCACGACGCAGGCUUACAUCCCAGCUACGGGCCUUGUUCCCAACACCUCGUUUGUGCCGGCAAACCUCCUCGACAACAGAGGAUACAUCAAGCAGACCAAGGCUCUUCUGGCAGAGGGCUUCGACAACAUCUUUGUCCUCGGCGACGUGGGCAACCUGGAGGCCAGCAAAGCCGGCGCUGCAAGCGCGCAGACGAUUCAUCUCGUCAAGGCUCUGCCCAUCUACUUCAAGGGCGGCGCGAUGCCCGCGUACAGCCCCAACACCACUGAGAUUUCCGCUGUUACGCUGGGAAGAAGCCGUGCCACGGGCCAGAUGGGCUCGUUCAAGCUGUUCAGCUACCUCAUCUACUACGCCAAGGGUCGAUACCUGGGCACGGACUAUGCCCAUCUGAUUGCGGCGGGCAAGAAGUCUAUGCUGACGAAUUUCGAGAAGUGA